AUGGAAUCCGGCCCGUCCAACCCAGCUGGGUUUGGCUUUGCAAGUUUUAUUUGGCAGGCUCUUGCAUCUUCCACACAACAUCCACCCCAUUGCAAGUUUGACAACAACUCACAAAAUACUGAUACAACUGUGCCAACUUGGGGACUACCAGGGGAUGAGCUUGUAUAUGCUGUUGAGAGUAACCCUAUGCUUGCAAUGGAGGACAUCAGCAUGGACUUGGACAAUGACAUGGGCAGAGGAUCAGAUGCGGAUUCUGAAUUCUCAGAUACUGAAUCACAAGUGUAUCUUUCAAGCCCCACCGUUCAUGAUUAUACCUCAAGCUCCAAUAGCAAUGUUGAUGUCAAGACCAAUGCCAAGUGCUCAGCUCUUGACAGUCUCUAUUCUAUAUCACCCGUGUUGUCCCAAGAGCUCCUUGUUGAACCAGAGGUGCUUGUUUUACCUCUAGAUGACUCAGUGUAA
This is a messenger RNA of Rhizoctonia solani, 459 nucleotides long. RefSeq lists its product as uncharacterized. The coding region runs from base 1 to 459 and encodes 152 amino acids. The record is from RefSeq and is a predicted model, not a curated record. Lineage: Eukaryota; Fungi; Basidiomycota; Agaricomycetes; Cantharellales; Ceratobasidiaceae. The transcript has a single exon.